This is a messenger RNA of Tilletiopsis washingtonensis, 702 nucleotides long. RefSeq lists its product as hypothetical. The record is from RefSeq and is a predicted model, not a curated record. The transcript is spliced from 4 exons. Gene Ontology annotation, biological process: Golgi organization; endoplasmic reticulum to Golgi vesicle-mediated transport; intracellular protein transport. Bases 1 to 702 code for a protein of 233 amino acids. Lineage: Eukaryota; Fungi; Basidiomycota; Exobasidiomycetes; Entylomatales. Gene Ontology annotation, cellular component: Golgi apparatus; endoplasmic reticulum; COPII-coated ER to Golgi transport vesicle.
AUGCGUUCUUCCCUUUCUACACGGCCUGGUGCCGCUCUAGCGCUGCUGCUGCCAUUACUUCUGCUUCUCUCGCAGCUCCCCUCGGCGCGCGCCAUCAAGUUUGACCUGACGUCGACGAGUGCCGGGCCCGUCAAGUGCAUCUGGAACUACGCCCUCUCCGACACGCUCGUCGUCGUCACCGUCAACACCAAGGCGCACAACAGCGUCGAGCCGGCAGGCGAGCAGCGCAUCGACGUGGAGGUGGUGGACGGCAGCAAGCACAACAACAUCUACCUCUCCAAGAAGGGCAUUGGAAAGGCAGAGACGCGCAUGGCGAUCAACACGCACUCGCACGCCGACCUCGGCGUCUGCUUCCGCAACGUGCUGCGCAAGGGUCUUUCCGCCAACCCGCCGCGCAUCACGACGAUCGACCUGGACGUCGACAUUGGCGCCGAUGCCGUCGACUACAACGCCAUUGCGAACCAAGAGUCGCUCUCAGGCCUCGAGACGGAGAUGCGGAAACUCGAGGCCGUCGCGACGGAGAUUGUCAACGAGAUGGACUACCUGAAGAAGCGCGAGGGCAAGAUGAGGAACACGAACCAAUCGACAAACUCGCGCGUCGAGAACUUUGCCUGGCUCACCCUCAUCGCGCUGCUGGCGCUCGGCAGCUGGCAGGUGUUCUACCUGCGCAGCUUCUUCAAGCGGCUGUACCUCAUCGACUAG